GCAUUGCAUCUAUAUUGUGCUGCCACUGCUACUUCUGCACCAGCCAUGUCUCCACAGGCGGACUUUGAUAAGGCUGCAGAAGAUGUAAAGAAGUUGAAAACCAGGCCAACUGAUGAGGAACUGAAGGAACUAUAUGGGCUUUACAAACAGUCAACUGUCGGAGACAUAAAUAUAGACUGCCCUGGAAUGUUAGAUCUCAAGGCAAAAGCAAAAUGGGAUGCGUGGAAUUUAAAAAAAGGAUUGUCAAAAGAAGAAGCAAUGCAUGCCUACAUCUCUAAAACAAAUGAGCUGGUUGAGAAAUAUGGGCUGUAACGUUCCUCCCUCAUUGUGAAAAAGAAUGUGAUAUGUACUAUAGAUUCCUGCUGAUGCUACUAUAAUCGACUGUAGGUUUGUACAAGGUUGGGGGUUCAUUAAACCUUAGGCAUGUUUCUCCCAGCUAUAGAACUGUCUUCUUCCUGUUCCCUGCACUGACCUAUUAAACAGUUUUACAAAUCA
Xenopus tropicalis (tropical clawed frog) is the source of this 495-nucleotide messenger RNA. RefSeq names its product acyl-CoA binding domain containing 7 (gene acbd7). The record is from RefSeq and is marked provisional. Lineage: Eukaryota; Metazoa; Chordata; Amphibia; Anura; Pipidae. Gene Ontology annotation, cellular component: peroxisomal membrane. Gene Ontology annotation, molecular function: fatty-acyl-CoA binding.